GUUUUGGAACAGAGGGGAGUUUCACAGGAAAUAACUAAAGCGGUUCUGAGGGAAAGCGUAGCUCUAAAAGGCCAGGUGUGAUCAUGGGGAAGGCACUUUCCCACCUGUCCAAGCAGACAUGUCAUGAGGAGUGCCACGCCACCCUGACCUCUGGCCCUGAGUAUAACCGCAUGCCAAGUGAGGAUGUCAAGGGUGGUGGGGAUGUCUCUCAGUUCCCCUACGUGGAGUUUACUGGCAGGGACAGUGUCACCUGCCCAACAUGCCAAGGCACUGGAAGAAUCCCACGAGGUCAGGAAAAUCAGCUGGUGGCGUUGAUUCCAUACAGCGACCAGAGGCUGAGGCCAAGGAGAACAAAGCUAUAUGUGUCAGCCUCGGUCAUCGUUUGCCUGCUGCUCUCAGGCCUGGCAGUGUUUUUCCUGUUUCCACGCUCCAUUGAUGUGACCUAUGUUGGGGUGAAGUCUGUAUAUGUCACCUACGACCAGGCCAAGCACAUUGUGUAUCUCAAUAUUACUAACACGCUGAAUAUUACAAACAACAAUUACUACUCGGUGGACGUGGCCAACAUCACAGCUCAGGUGCAGUUCUCCAAGACUGUGAUUGGAAAAACCCGUGUUAGCAAUAUUACCACCAUCGGCCCACUUGACAUGAAGCAGAUUGAUUACAUGGUGCCUACCAUUAUAGCUGAUGAAAUGAGUUACAUGUAUGAGUACUGUACCAUGCAGACUAUCAAAGUGCACAACAUUGUAGUCAUGAUGCAGGUCACGGUCACCACGGUGUAUUUCGGCCACGCUGAGCAGGUCUCUCAGGAGAUGUACCAGUAUGUGGACUGUGGAGGAAACACAACAUCGCUGCAUGAGUACAAUCUAAGAACUCCUGCCUCAGAUUAAUGCUCAAGCUGGGGGUACGCUGUGUUUAUCCCUUUUCCCUGCAAUCACCAAGUCCGUUAUAUUUUGUCAAAUUGCUAGAUUCCAUUACAUACAAUUGUUGAAUAACAAGGGUGUUUCAAAAAUCAUGAGUAAUGCACUUUAUUUUCCAAUCUCCCAAGACCUCUGUAUUCUUAGUGUGUAGUGCAAAUAAGACAACUGAAAAACCACUCACAGGUGUAUAUUUACAUACUCUUUUAAUGUUUGACAAAAACACUUUAGUUGGAGACACUGCUACACUAAAACUUGAAAGCUGUCUGCUUAAUAUCUAAGCUUCUGUAUUAAAAAACCAUGCACCUU
Ictalurus punctatus (channel catfish) is the source of this 1223-nucleotide messenger RNA. It is a transcript of the gene tmem106bb, whose product is annotated as transmembrane protein 106Bb. The record is from RefSeq and is marked provisional. Lineage: Eukaryota; Metazoa; Chordata; Actinopteri; Siluriformes; Ictaluridae.